Molecule: messenger RNA, 3177 nt
Organism: Aspergillus tubingensis
Lineage: Eukaryota; Fungi; Ascomycota; Eurotiomycetes; Eurotiales; Aspergillaceae
Product: putative PAB1 binding protein (Pbp1)
Exons: 5
Coding region: 1-3177 (1058 amino acids)
Biological process (GO): cytoplasmic stress granule assembly
Cellular component (GO): cytoplasmic stress granule
Molecular function (GO): RNA binding
Source: RefSeq, a predicted model, not a curated record
AUGGCUUCUACCGUCAACUCGGUGCCGGCUGCCAACAGUGCGUCUGGCAAUGCCGUGAAUCCUCAGAACCCCGGUACUAGACCUUCUUUGAGAUCCAGUGCUAGUACGAAGGCUUCGGAGGGCGGCCGGCGUCAAUCCGGUAGUCCUCUCGAGAGCGGGCAGAGACGCAGUAACUCCACCAAAGCUUGGUCUCACGGCGCAAACCCGAUCACACAGCGGGCCUCGUACUCACAGCAGAACGGCAACAUGUCUCACAAACAGUCCGCCUCUCCUCGACCGACUCCGAAAGAGUCAAACACCCCCGAUAACCACGCAAAUGACCGUCUUGUUUUCUUGUUUGCUAGCUUCAUUGGUUUGAAUGCUACGAUUACCACAAGAAAUGGGGAUAAAUACACGGGAAUUUUUUCGUCCUCGACGUUGGAACCUAGCGACUGUUCAUUCGUACUCAAGAUGGUGCAACGGCCCACCAAGGCGGAUCAGAACAAAGCGAAUGGGGUUAGUGAUGUCUCAAGCCCGUAUAUGGGGUCGGCGCCGGAUCAUAGCAUGUCCUUCGAUGUCAAGGAUGUGGUCGAUAUUUCGGUCCCGAACGUCACCCCGGCCGAUGUUACAGCAAAGAGCGCGAACGGGACGCCUGUAGGUUUCAAAACGGAUACUGACAUCUCCGGAAAUCUUGCGAUUCGCGAGCGGACCCUCAAGCGCUGGGAACCUGCCGCCGAUACGGACGUUGACCUCUCACUCGAAAGCGCGCACAAUUCAACUGGAUGGGACCAGUUCGAAGCAAACGCCAGACUCUUCGGUGCUACCAGCAGUUACGAUGAGAACAUCUACACCACUAGAAUCGAUCGGUCGGACCCUACCUAUAAACAGAAGGAAGCAGAUGCUGCUCGAAUUGCUCGCGAAAUCGAGGGCGCUACUACAGACAAUGCACAUGUUCGUGAGGAAAGAGGGCAGGUAUCGGCAGAUGAUCAUGAUGAGGAAGCUAAAUACAGCGGUGUCCGCCGUGAUGAGAGGAACUUCCCGCCGCUUGUUUCGGGCCAGCCAAAUAAGUACACUCCGCCAGCGCGCAGGCAAAACGCCGCUCAAUCUGCCAUGGCCUCGGGAGCUCCCGCAAGCUCUCUCAAACCGGUUCCUAGUGCUCCGAAAGAGGCUGUUGCCGCCGGACCGCCCAAGGAGAAUGGGCAGGCCCAGGCUCAGCCUGCACCGUCCAGUAUAACAGCAAGCUCUGCUGCCGAUACGGAACAAAAGCAGCCUGCCUUGUCCAAGACCACAUCUGGUGCCCCGGCUCCCGCAAAUGCUACUUCGAAUGUGGAGGCCGAGGUUCUCGACUCCUUCCGACAAUUCGCCCACAGUGAAAAGGCGAAGUUGCAAGAGCGCCGUCGUAACCAGGCUUCGUAUGAUCGAACCAUUAAGUUGAACGAACUUAUGAAGUUUUCCAAGAACUUCAAACUGGCAACGCCAGUGCCCAAGGAUUUGGUACCCAUCCUAGCUAAAGACCCGCACAAGCAGGAAGAAAUCAUCCAAAGAGCUCAGCAGCACGCUGAGGAGAAGGUUGUGACCAAGUCCCCAGCAAGCGCUGACUCGAAGCCCGCUGCUCGCCCAUCUGGAAACGCUCGCCAGGAGAGUGGAACGAUGCCGCCUCCUGCACAGGCUGACCGCCAGAACUAUCCUCGGGGUCGUCAAAUGUUUCCCCCAACCGGUCCACAUGCUGGACCGGGUGGGCGGCUUCCGCAGCAGCCCGUGCACCAGGGCCGUCAAGCCACUGGCAUGCUCGGCCAUCGUCUAGCAGAUAACAUACAGCAGCGAAAGGGAGCCGCGAUGGGAACUGUUCCCGCUCCCUUGCCUAUCAAUGAAGUUCGCAUUCCUCCAACUGGCCCAGCUGGCGAGCAGCCUGCUGUUACGAGCCCGAAUAAGGUGCAGACACCAACCUCGUCCGUAUCGACCAAGUUCAACGUGAGGGCCCUGGAGUUUAAGCCAAACCCCGCCGCAAGUACCUUUACACCCGGUGCUUCGUCCACCUCAUCUCCUUUCACCCGAGGACGCUCCGUCUCACGGACCACUAGCCCCUCGUUGUUCUUCGGGGCUAAGAAGCCAAGACCGAUUUCUGAGAGGCCGUCCCUUAAUGAUCAGUUCAACCCCAUUAAGCGCAUGAAGAAGGAAAAUGCGGAGUCAAAUGAAAAGGGAUUCGCCUUCAAUGGAGGCAUCCCGCCUGCUUACAGGACUCCCCCUACUUGGGAUGCCGCUCCCGGAAACGAAGAAAAGACUUACCUGGAAAUGUUCAAGCCGCCUGCUUCGGUGCCGGCCAUCUCUCCCCAGAGCCGCUCUGCGUCCAAUCCCCAGAUGCCUCCGCCGCAGAUGCCGUUCCAGUUCCCACAGAACACUCCCGGCAUGCCUCCCACCACUGGUCCACCACACGGGCCUCAUCUGCACCCUCAGCAGCAUCAUAAUUCCGGGCCCCCACACUUCGACGAUCCCCACCGCAUGCAGAUGUCUGCCUCGACCUCGCAAGUGUUCCCAUCCCCCAGGUUACAGCACGGUUACCCGUCCCCCAUGGCGCCACAUGCACAGCUUGCAUUUGGCCAAGCCAUGCCUCAGUUCUAUGUCAGCCAGGCCGGCACACAACCUGGACAUAUGAGACAUUACCCGGGCGGUCCCCAAUUCGUCAACCCCCAACCAACCAUGGGCGCUCCAAUGAUGGUUCAACAGCCAUCUAGCGGACCAUACAUGGGUGUUCCUCAAGGCGUGGCCCCCUAUACACCCCAGAUGCAGAUGUAUUCCCCAAAUCCUAGCCACGCGUAUCCCCAACAUGUGCCACCGCCCCAGCCUCACAGUGGCUAUCCCAGUCCCAGUCGGGGUGCUCCCAUGAUGAUGCACCAGAACUCUCAGCCCGGUCAGCCCCCCCAACCGGUGAUGUUCAUGUCCCCUGGGCAGCAUGGCCAGCCCGUAUACCCGACGCAGCAGCCUACUCACAUGCCCCCAGUCCGCGGCAAUUACCCUCAGCAGCAGCCCCAUUUCCAGUCCAGUCCCCACCAAGUGCACCAUUACCCACCCCACCAGCAUCGGACACCGAGUAGCGGUUACAACCAAAUGCCGCAGAUGCCUCCUCAAAUGCCUGCUCAACCCCCGUCUACUGUCGCAUCUGGACCUCAACCGCAAGAGGCAGCAGAUGAAGUGAAAUGA